This is a messenger RNA of Penicillium waksmanii, 1575 nucleotides long. RefSeq names its product dynein family protein. The coding region runs from base 1 to 1575 and encodes 524 amino acids. Lineage: Eukaryota; Fungi; Ascomycota; Eurotiomycetes; Eurotiales; Aspergillaceae. Gene Ontology annotation, biological process: microtubule-based movement; microtubule cytoskeleton organization. Gene Ontology annotation, molecular function: dynein heavy chain binding. The record is from RefSeq and is a predicted model, not a curated record. The transcript is spliced from 5 exons. Gene Ontology annotation, cellular component: cytoplasmic dynein complex; centrosome.
AUGGUGGGACUAGAGCAGACAAUGUCUUCCAGCCCGACUCGCGGAUCUAAAGCACCUGGUGCCAACAGUCGGCCCACGAGUAAGGAUGGCUCAAAGAAAAAUAUUUGGUCGUCGCUUCUAGACGGUGUCGCCAAUGGAAAGCGCCUACCGGAGAAGAACCUGUUGAUCUUAGGUGGCACUCCAGAAAGCCAGCGAGAAUUCCUGGAGACUUUCUCCGCAGAUACCUCCGCAGACCCCAGCUUAGUGAACGACAAACGGAAGGGGAAGACCCCUCCCAUCGCCAACCAGUUUGCUCUGGGAUAUACAUAUCGCGAUGUCCUUGACGCCGACCGAGAAGACACACUGGCCCGCGUCUCGGCGUACCUUUUGGCUGAACCCUCUCCGUCAUUCGCACCUCUUAUCAAACCCCUCUUGACUCCUCAAUCCGUCCCGGAGACCCUGGUUGUUAUCCUUUUGGACUGGUCGGACCCCUGGACCUGGGUCCGGCGGCUGAGAGAAUGGGUUCGCCUCUUGCGCUCCGUGCUUGUCUCUCUUGACGAUGACACAAAGCUCGUUAUGGAGGAAACUAUGACCGAGUGGCGCGAUCGCAAGAGAGGUAUGGAUGCUAGCUCUGCCGCAACGGGCGGCUUGUCAAGUUCUGGUGGCCCGGUCACAAUACCGCUGGGACCUGGCGAAUGGGAUGAAGGGCUGGGUAUCCCAAUGUGUGUCGUUUGCCAAGGAGCGGACAAGAUCGAAAAGCUGGAAAAGGACCACGGCUGGCACGAAGAGCAAUUCGACUUCAUCCUGCAAUUUAUGCGUACUCUCCUGCUGAAACAUGGCGCAUCGCUCAUUUAUACCACACCUUUCCUUGCCAACUCUCUCCAAAGCUUGAUUCAUUCCUCGCUUGGUAUACACUCUCUUCUGAAACGACAGUCAUUAAAACACAACGUAAUCGACCGGGACAAGAUUCUGGUACCGGCCAACUGGGACUCCUGGGGUAAGAUUCGGAUUAUCCGCGAAGGAUUUGAUAUGGAAGGUGCAUCAACCGCCUGGUCCAUCGAGAUUCAAGAUGCCCCCGAGCCGCUUGACCAACCGGCAGCUCCGCAAGACGAGAACGCAGAGGCCGACGACGGCACGAGUGCGGUGACGGUCUUCGAACAGACCAUCCAAGACCCUAAGAGGGACAUGACGAUCGCCCACUCCAGCACCACCAAUGGCACAAAGGUUGAAGUCGAGACUUCCGACACGCAAGGAUUCCUUACGAAGCAGGUCGAGGUUCUCGAACAGCUCAAGGCAGACGAUGAGAAAGACCGCUCAACUCAGGAAACCCCUCAGCUGGAGAUGUCUCCCAUGGAUGACCAGGGCAAGGUCAACGAGCAUAUCGGUCCGGUCCAGUUCAAUAUGGGCGGUAUCCAGGUAGAUGCGGAUGACAUGCUGAAAAAGCUUCGCGACCGCGAAGCCAACCGGACUCAAAGAAAGGAAGGUCCUCCCGCAACCCCAGGCGACGAGAAAGCACAUAACCAAGCAUUGGCAAACUUCUUCGCGGGUCUCGUCAAGAAGCCCAGCAGCAGUCCUCGUGGCAGCCCAUCUGCUUGA